Exophiala aquamarina CBS 119918 is the source of this 1845-nucleotide messenger RNA. Its product is annotated as phosphatidylinositol glycan, class C. Gene Ontology annotation, biological process: GPI anchor biosynthetic process. The transcript has a single exon. The record is from RefSeq and is a predicted model, not a curated record. Gene Ontology annotation, cellular component: membrane; glycosylphosphatidylinositol-N-acetylglucosaminyltransferase (GPI-GnT) complex. The coding region runs from base 1 to 1845 and encodes 614 amino acids. NCBI's taxonomy places the organism in Eukaryota, Fungi, Ascomycota, Eurotiomycetes, Chaetothyriales, Herpotrichiellaceae.
AUGGCGCCACCUUCCGCUACGACCAGCACCAGUACCACCCCGAUCGCUUCAGCAAGUACCACCGCCACCACAUCGUCCACCUCAGCGAAUGACACUCCUGUCAUAUCGCCGGCUCCCUCUCCGAUACCACCUCCAGUCCCCGUUGAGACCCAUCCCAAUCGAGGGAAACCUCAAGCAACCCGCCUUGCCCCAGAGGACGCCUUCAAGCCCUUCUCCCCGCCGAGACUGCGCCCUGUGCUUGAAAUCAAUGGCUCUGCCGCUGCAUCGUUAGCCGCGGCGGCUCUCAGGCCUGCCGUUGCGUCUCUGAGGGCACCUCCCGCCAUUCCACCAGUUGCGGCGCGUCUGGCAGAGGAAAAGAGGAGGGCCGCCAGCAGAAGAAGAAAGCAGCCCCAUGUUUGGAAAAAGCUGCUCUGGAUCAAACAGCAUGGCUUUCCGGACAACUAUACCGAUACCGAAACAUUUCUUGAUCAUCUGCAGAGGAAUCCCCGGCUGAGACCAUACGAUUUCUGGCCCUUGGUCGCCGACUCCGCGGUGAUAGUUCAACACGUGUGUUCCGUCGCAAUCUAUAUUUGUGCCUAUGCGGGUAUCUAUCAGGGCCGCUUGUCGCCCGUCGCCGUGGUCACUUGUGGGACGAUUGCAACCCUCGUGAGCUGGAUACUAUGGGACCAUUGGAUAGGACAGGAAGAGGCAGAAGAGAUGGCCACGUUGCUGAAGGUCAAUCGACGAUCUCUUGACCUCGACGAUGAAUCCAGCACCAGUUCAGCCGAAUCCGUCAAACCCGUCGUGAGUGGAACAGCCCAAGCCAACGGCCACACCAACACCAACACCAACGGUCAUGUAAACAAUAGUCUUACUGGGCGCGGAAUGGGUCUUCGCUUGUCCACCACCAACCUCAGUGUCAAGGACCACGAAUCGAAGACUGCCAUGAAGCACACGCAGUCAUUGUCCAAAUCAUCCUUUCAAUCUAUCUCGCCAAUCGACACCCUGGGCGAAAUGUCUCCCGAACCUUUCCAACAUCUCCAUCCCACAACUUCCCGGCCGCGGCAGCCUCAGUCACCCAAGAGCGUUGUGUCAUCGACCGCAGUAACGCCUGGCUCACAAGCACGCCGCAAAACUUUUCGGUCAGCUUGUCUUAUUUACUUCGUCUUGUUGGGACUGUCGCCUAUUCUGAAGUCACUCACCAAGUCAACAUCAUCUGACUCUAUCUGGGCGCUGGCUACCUGGCUGCUGAUAAUCAACAUUUUCUUCUUCGAUUAUGGAAGCAUCUACAUCCCCACCAAGACUCAGGUCGAGCCUCUUUCUCCGGGAGCAGCCGGGCAUAGAACGAUAGAACCCGUACUUGCGCAGUUCAACCAUUCGGUUCGCGCUCCUCCGUUCCCGUCUUCGCUAUCGACCAAUGCUGCCUUGAUGGCCAGUACUGUUCUGGCAUCCAGACUGCGGACUUCCACAGCCGUUUUCAGUCUCACGUUGUUUUCUAUCCAGGUGUUUGGACUGUUUCCAGUCUUCCGACGACAUCUCCGACAUAAAUCUUUCAACGUGCACCUCCUGCUGACCUUGGGCUUGGUGGGCAUGUCUACCUGCGGCCUCGGUCUCAUCUUAUCACAAUCAUACACACAUACAUAUGGAAAUUGUGGCUUCUGCCUGGGGUGGAUAUGGCAUGUGAUUCUCCGAAGUACCAUAGGACUCCUCAUCGGCGGGUUUAUCACGGCGUUUGUCAUGGGAGGCUGUUCAUGGUGGUUGAUAGGAUUGCAACGAUAUAAGAAUGUGGUCAUUGGGCCGUGGGAUCCAGCCAAGCCUGUUCUUGCUGGUGGUGUCUAUGGACGAAGUAGGACAGGCACAGAUUGA